This is a messenger RNA of Scomber japonicus (chub mackerel), 1476 nucleotides long. RefSeq names its product matrix metalloproteinase-20-like. The transcript is spliced from 10 exons. Gene Ontology annotation, molecular function: zinc ion binding; metalloendopeptidase activity. The record is from RefSeq and is a predicted model, not a curated record. NCBI's taxonomy places the organism in Eukaryota, Metazoa, Chordata, Actinopteri, Scombriformes, Scombridae. Gene Ontology annotation, biological process: collagen catabolic process; proteolysis; amelogenesis. Gene Ontology annotation, cellular component: extracellular matrix. Bases 1 to 1476 code for a protein of 491 amino acids.
AUGCAUGUCAUGCUGCUGUCCUGCUGUGUCUUGGUCUUGCUUAUGCCUGGUCCGUGUUUUACGGUGCCCACACAUAUUCCGGAGGUAGAGAGCUCUCCUUCCACAGAACCACAGGUUGACUUGAAGCUGGCCACAGAAUACCUUCAGCAGUACUACCACCUGCAAAUAGAGCCUUUAGGGCGCAUGAAGCGGAGUGGGUCCUCCUUCACCGCCAAGGUGAAAGACAUGCAGAUAUUCUUUGGGAUCAAUGCAACGGGGGUCCUGGACUCAGACACCCUAGAGGUGAUGAGGAGCCCUCGCUGUGGCGUUCCAGAUGUGGAGGAGUACAGCCACAUCCAGGGGACACGAUGGAACAAAAAUGUCAUCACUUACAGCAUUGGCAGGUACACCACAGAUUUGCCUCGCAGCACCGUCAACUCUCUAAUUGAGUCAGCUUUCAGCAUUUGGGCCAGAGCCAGCAGUCUGACGUUUGUCAGGUCAAACACCCGCAAAGCUGACAUUAUAGUGGAGUUUGUGAACUAUGACCAUGGUGACUUGUAUCCAUUCGAUGGACCCAGGGGCACGUUGGCUCAUGCUUUCGGUCCAGGACCGGGUGUCGGAGGGGACACACACUUUGACGACGAUGAGCACUGGACAGCAGGAGGAACAGGUUUUAAUCUGCUUGUCGUAGCCGCACAUGAAUUCGGACAUGCUUUGGGACUGAAGCACUCCAGAAACCCAGAGUCAUUGAUGUAUCCGAACUACAAACCUUCCCCUUCAGCCAACUUAUUAUCCAGAGAAGAUGUCGCAAAUAUCAAAGCACUUUAUAGUCCAGUCAGAGGUCGUCCAAAUCAUUUGCCAAGGCUCGGCUUGAACUCUCAGUAUAACCCAUGGCUGCCAGGAUCACUGUUGCCUCGACUCAUGCAGGACAAAUGUGCCCCAGAUAUGACCUUUGAUGCAGUGUCCACUCUUGGAGAUGCCACCUUCUUUUUCAGAGAGAGAUAUCUCUGGAUUAAACAUAAUGAGCAGUAUGACAUCAAAGAAGGUCCUAUCACCAACUUCAUGCCAAAGAUUGAAACCAGGAUUGAUGCAGCCUUCUGGGUACCUCGCAGAUCCACUGCUUAUCUCAUUCAUGAAUCCAUGUUUUGGACAGUGAAAGGUUCACUUGUGAAAGGAAAGCCCAGAGCGCUCAGCCACUUUGGAUUUCCUGCAUGGAUCCAGGACGUUGAUGCUGCAGUGCACAUCGUGAAAACAGGACGCACUCUCUUCUUUAUGCAUGACAUUUACUGGAGUUACAAUGAAAACAGAAGGGUAAUGGAUUUUGGUUACCCGAAGUACAUCAGCGAAGGCUUCCCUGGAAUCAACUCAACAAUAAAUGCAGCUUUUCAUAAAGAAGGUUUCAUCUACUUCUUUGUCGGACCACAAGUCUACAAGUACGACUACACCCAGAAACAAGUUGUUGGAGUUGACAAAGCAAAUUCCUGGCUUGGAUGUUGA